Eubalaena glacialis (North Atlantic right whale) is the source of this 1833-nucleotide messenger RNA. It is a transcript of the gene PBX2, whose product is annotated as PBX homeobox 2. Bases 1 to 1293 code for a protein of 430 amino acids. Gene Ontology annotation, molecular function: DNA-binding transcription factor activity, RNA polymerase II-specific; RNA polymerase II cis-regulatory region sequence-specific DNA binding. Gene Ontology annotation, cellular component: nucleus. Gene Ontology annotation, biological process: embryonic organ development; regulation of transcription by RNA polymerase II; eye development. The record is from RefSeq and is a predicted model, not a curated record. The transcript is spliced from 9 exons. NCBI's taxonomy places the organism in Eukaryota, Metazoa, Chordata, Mammalia, Artiodactyla, Balaenidae.
AUGGACGAGCGGCUGCUGGGGCCGCCCCCUCCAGGCGGGGGCCGGGGGGGCCUUGGAUUGGUGGGUGGGGAGCCUGGGGGCCCUGGCGAACCUCCCGGUGGUGGAGACCCCGGUGGGGGUAGCGGGGGGGUCCCGGGAGGCCGAGGGAAGCAAGACAUCGGGGACAUUCUGCAGCAGAUAAUGACCAUCACCGACCAGAGCCUGGACGAGGCCCAGGCCAAGAAACACGCCCUAAACUGCCACCGAAUGAAGCCUGCUCUCUUUAGCGUCCUGUGUGAAAUCAAGGAGAAAACCGGCCUCAGCAUUCGAAGCUCCCAAGAGGAGGAGCCUGUGGACCCACAGCUGAUGCGCUUGGACAACAUGCUUCUGGCAGAGGGUGUGGCUGGGCCUGAGAAAGGGGGUGGCUCAGCGGCAGCAGCUGCGGCCGCCGCAGCCUCCGGAGGCGGCGUGUCCCCUGACAACUCCAUUGAACACUCGGACUAUCGCAGCAAACUUGCCCAGAUCCGCCACAUUUACCACUCGGAGCUGGAGAAGUAUGAGCAGGCAUGUAACGAGUUCACAACCCACGUCAUGAACCUGCUGAGGGAGCAGAGCCGCACGCGGCCUGUGGCACCCAAGGAGAUGGAGCGCAUGGUGAGCAUCAUCCACCGGAAGUUCAGCGCCAUCCAGAUGCAGCUCAAGCAGAGCACCUGCGAGGCCGUCAUGAUCCUGCGUUCCCGCUUCCUGGACGCCAGACGGAAACGCCGUAACUUCAGCAAACAGGCCACUGAGGUCCUGAAUGAGUAUUUCUACUCCCACCUGAGUAACCCAUAUCCUAGUGAGGAGGCUAAGGAGGAGCUCGCCAAGAAGUGCGGAAUCACUGUCUCUCAGGUCUCCAACUGGUUUGGCAACAAGCGGAUUCGCUAUAAGAAAAAUAUUGGAAAGUUCCAAGAGGAGGCAAACAUCUAUGCCGUCAAGACCGCUGUGUCAGUCACCCAGGGAGGCCACAGCCGCACCAGCUCCCCGACACCCCCUUCCUCCGCAGGCUCUGGCGGCUCUUUCAAUCUCUCAGGAUCCGGUGACAUGUUUCUGGGGAUGCCCGGGCUCAACGGAGAUUCCUACUCUGCCUCCCAGGUGGAAUCACUCCGACACUCGAUGGGGCCAGGGGGCUACGGGGAUAACCUCGGGGGAGGCCAGAUGUAUAGCCCUCGGGAAAUGAGGGCAAACGGUGGCUGGCAGGAGGCUGUGACCCCGUCCUCAGUGACAUCCCCGACAGAGGGACCAGGGAGCGUUCAUUCUGACACUUCCAACUGAUCUCGCCCCUCAGGGCCACAGGGGUUAGGGGCUCACAAGGCACCUCUUGAAGAGGACGCAGGCAUCCGGAGGACAAAACCCAGACAAAGGAGAAGCACAAGAUAGAGAAGGGCAAACGGAGUCAAUCCCCUCCCUGGCCAGACUCUCUCAGUGCUGGGGGUGCUGACUACAUGGCAGGGAAGAUGGGGCCCCUUAAGGGGAAAGUGGGGUCUGUCUCCCCCUUUUUUCCUUUUUUCAUUCUUUUUUUUUCUCCCCCUUUUUCUCUCACAUAGAAACACACGCACCCAGAAUCCUAUUUUUCAGAUCUUUCCUCUCCUCCUCUCUCAUACACGCACGUACAACUAUUCUGUUUCUCUCUCUCUCUCUCUGGGCUCCCCCACUCUCCUUCCCUCACCCCACUUAUCUGCUCUGGGAUCUGUGGAGAUGCCAGCCCUGCCCAGCCAGAGAUGCCAAAAAUGGGGACAUGACUUCUGGACAGAGGACGUGGGCCACGCCCCCUGUGCCUCCCCACCCCCUGCCCCUCCAGACGGCUUUAUUACC